UAUCGCAUCCGCGAGAAAUAUCCAAAAUCAAGCAGCGACUGUUGCCGCUUAGACACUUCAUCAUAUUUCCUCGCAUCAAGUCACCGUCAUUCGAGAUGGCUAUCCCCGAGCUGAUGGGGUCGGUGACCUCAAGCCAGCUCUGGAGCUUUGGCGCUCUUUUCCUCGUCCUGUCCUUCAUCGUCGACUUCGCCAGCCAUCCGCAGUAUCCCCGCCAGAUUCCCGUCAUGGGCAAGGGACAUGGAAUUCUCAAUGCCUUUUUAGACAGCUUCCGAUAUGUCACAAACUAUGUGGACUGGAUCAGAGACGGCUACAACAAAUUUGGCAAGAAGGGCAUGCCGUUCAUUGUGCCAGCGCCGUUCUCCCGGCCCCCCGAGGUCGUCAUGCCUCGCGACCAGUUGGCCUGGCUAUUUGACCAACCGGACAACAUUCUGUCAACCUACGACGCCCACAACGCAGUGCUCUUUUCCGAAUACAAUUUCCUCGGCCGUCGCCUAGCAUACGACCCGUUUCCCAACCGUGUCAUCCACAAGCAUCUGGCGCGCCAUCUGUCCACCGUCAUCCCCCACGUCGACGACGAGAUUCAGCACGCCGUAGACACGGCACUUGGAACGGACACGGACAACUGGAAGUCGAUAAAGCUAUGGAACCUCUGGCUAGAAAUCGUCCCACGCGUCACCAACAGGCUUCUUAUAGGGCCAGAGAUCUGCCGCAACAAGCAAUUCCUUGACGGGAUGGUCAAGUUCGCUGACGAUAUCGUUCGAAAUGGCCUUUUGCUGCAGCUGAUCCCCAAGGUCCUUCAUCCCAUAUUCGGACGACUCUUGAGUAUCUUCAACUACCUCCACUGGCGCUCAUCCAACACCCAAGCCCAGCCCGUCAUCCAGAAGCGCCUCGACGCCAUGUUGAAAAAAGCCGCCGUUGAUGAAGAAUACAAGGACUACACGCCGCCUGAAGACUUCAUCACCUGGUUGAUCCGACAAGCCCUCCUUGAACAAAAGACCGACGAGCUUGACUCUACCGUCAUAAGUCGGCGACUCUUGCCAAUUGAGUUUGCCGCUAUUCACACCACUGUUCUCACAGGCCAGCUCUGGAUGCAAGAUCUCCUCACCUCCGACCCGGAAACCGGCAUUCUCGACAUUCUCCGCGCCGAAGUCAUUGCCAACAAGCCCUCUUCUGGCCCCUGGACAAAGGCCGCCAUCUCCAACCUCGUCCGCCUCGACUCCUCCAUUCGUGAGUCUCAAAGGCUGAGCAAUUUUGCCGCUACGUUGAUCGAGCGAACAGUCGUCGCCCAGAACGGCCUAUAUAAUCCCGACCUGGGCUGGACUUUGCCAAAGGGAAGUUUUGUCACCGUCAACCUCGAGGGAACGCACCACGAUCCAGAUCUGUACCCUAAUCCCCAUUCGUACGAUCCUCUCCGUUAUUCUCGACUGAGAGAAGCCUGGGAUGCGAAGUCGGAUGAAGAGAAGAAGCGCGAUGCCGCCGAGGGGACCAAGAUUCGAGGCCUUGGAAUGGUUACCACGAGCGCGCAGCAUCUCGCUUUCGGCCACGGCAGACAUGCAUGUCCCGGACGAUUCUUUGUCGCGCACGAACUCAAGCUCAUCAUGGCUCACAUUCUCCUCAACUACGACAUCAAGCUGGUCGGCAAGGUGCCCGAAAAGGUUUGGAUAGGCUCCUCAAUCUUUCCUCAUCUGAAAGCAGAGAUCCAGGUGCGACGGAAGAAGACGCAAGCGUGAGAAGAGCCGGAAUGCGCAUCAAGCAUAGAGUUGCAACGAAAUCGGUCGGACUCUGUGGACGAAAAGAGCUUAUUAUAGGGCACGCUGAUAC
This is a messenger RNA of Trichoderma reesei QM6a, 1821 nucleotides long. RefSeq lists its product as uncharacterized. The record is from RefSeq and is a predicted model, not a curated record. Gene Ontology annotation, molecular function: oxidoreductase activity, acting on paired donors, with incorporation or reduction of molecular oxygen; heme binding; iron ion binding. NCBI's taxonomy places the organism in Eukaryota, Fungi, Ascomycota, Sordariomycetes, Hypocreales, Hypocreaceae. The coding region runs from base 96 to 1730 and encodes 544 amino acids. The transcript is spliced from 3 exons.